This is a messenger RNA of Aspergillus costaricaensis CBS 115574, 1260 nucleotides long. Its product is annotated as nuclear pore complex component. Gene Ontology annotation, biological process: protein import into nucleus; spindle pole body duplication. The record is from RefSeq and is a predicted model, not a curated record. NCBI's taxonomy places the organism in Eukaryota, Fungi, Ascomycota, Eurotiomycetes, Eurotiales, Aspergillaceae. Bases 225 to 1109 code for a protein of 294 amino acids. Gene Ontology annotation, cellular component: nuclear outer membrane; nuclear pore transmembrane ring. The transcript is spliced from 3 exons.
CAUUCACUCUGUCCCGAGUCCUGCCUGCCCCUCCCCUGUGACCAUGAUCCUGUCGGGACCCUCUCUGUAAUCUUGUCACCAAAGAUCCCAUAGUCACCGAUGUGGUAGGACAAGUAUAUUUCCAUUUCGCAAUUGAUUCAACUACAGGUAAGUCCAACAGCAAUUUUCUUAUUUUAGUGUCGUCUUCAUUCAAGCGUACACUCUCCCCUUUUAAAUAUAAACCAAUGGCGUCCCCUGCCCCUCCUUCUACCCCGAAAGCUGCAUCUGCGUCUGUAGCGACGCCCGAUGACUCUCAGACGCCCGGGAAGUGGCGUCAUCCUCAUUUGAACGAGGUCGUCCGUCGACAGAAUGCUGGUACAUUCGGAGAUCGCAAUAUCAAUAAGCUUGUGUGGAACACAGCCGCUUUGUUUGCGACGUGGGUGUUUGGAGACACCAUCAAGUCAUAUUUGCUUUGGCUUCAGAAAAUUGGCCCGGUCUCUACAUACCCCGAUCUUUCAUUGCUAGUCCUACAAGUCAUCUUUGCUCUGAAUAUCCUGGUUGCCUUGUACCCUCUUUUCCGCCCGAAAGACAAUUUCUCCGACAUUCCAUUGACCCCUACACAACGCUCGCUUUUGGGGCUGGAUCCCUCCGCCACACAGUCGUUUACUCCGGGCACGACGUACGUUACUCCGCCUAGGUACCGACUUUCUGCGUCUCGGAACGCCAGCCCAGCUAGCAGAUCCGGUUCCCCCUUGUCAGCAAGCGCUGGCGCUUCCGGACACAGGCUAUCGUCAGGACCUUCUUUCUCGCCCUCUCCGAGCCCGUUAUUGCACAAAGUGGUCACAAAUGGGAGCAAGGAAAGCGGGCGGAGGCCGAGCUUUGGAUCUUCGUCUCCGCUCGGGCGCAGCUCAUCCUUUUCGCCUUUCAAAGAAUCUUCUUUUAAGGAAUCUACGUUCAAAGACUCUACAUCCACAUUCAGGGAAUCGACCAUGUCGACAUUUUCCGGUAUGUCCAGCAUUGCGCCCGCGACUCCUUCACCGGUGGGUGGCAAGCGUGUGAGCCUGGGUUUGAGCAACAAGUGGCUGUAUGAGCGGAGCCGGCGCCUGUCAGCAAGCAAUGGUAGCCUUUGAUUUGGACCAGAUUAUUGGUCUUGUUUUUGGUCUCAGGGAAGAAUAAGAGACGAUUCAUGUAAACUCGUGUGUUUUCUAGCGGGGUGCUUCGGAAAUACCUUUUUAGGCCGUAUUUUGUUAUGAUGUUGCAUGUUGCAUGAUGUACUUUUAG